Molecule: messenger RNA, 711 nt
Organism: Penicillium bovifimosum
Lineage: Eukaryota; Fungi; Ascomycota; Eurotiomycetes; Eurotiales; Aspergillaceae
Product: DUF202 domain-containing protein
Exons: 3
Coding region: 1-711 (236 amino acids)
Source: RefSeq, a predicted model, not a curated record
AUGACCGGUGAACCCGGUAAACGUCCGGUUACCGAGGAGGCGCCCAACGCGAUUUUGACCGAUCGCCGCCCCACACCCGCCCACGACAACGGGGCCGAGCCUGAAGCAUUUGAGCUCCAGCAAGUACAAACAUGCGAGGACAACGACGCAGACUACUCGGCCCCUUCUGCUUCGUCUGGCGAUGAGUACGAAGUACCCACGCCACACCCUGGACCUCGCCCUGGUCCCCUGCACGAUCACGAAGGGCAACGAGGCAUCUGGAGCCGGGUUUGUCGAUUCUGGAACCGACAUAUCAUCCUGACCGUUCCCCAGAAGAGCAAUCGCGAUCACUUUGCUCUGGAAAGAACCUUUCUUGCAUACAUUCGCACUUCAACGAUGAUUGCCAUGCAAGGGGUCCUCGUCGCCCAACUCUUCCGUCUGCAAGCACCAAAGAAUAAAGUCAACCACUUGUCCUUCAAUGAGGUUGGCGUUCCGCUCUCGGUGGCGUGUCACUGCGUGGCUGUCGUUGUCGCUCUGGUUGGGGCUUCCCGAUUCUGGAGGCAGCAGAGCGCGAUUUCUCGGGGAAAGGUGCAUGCGGGGGGAUGGGAGCUGAAUCUUGUGGGAAUCCUACUCUUCAUGGUCGUGGUGGUGACUUUGGUUCUGACAGUUGUCAUCUUAAUACAAACCAACAUGAGUCCCAGUGCGGUUCUCGACCGAAUAUUGACCUCAUGA